AUGCAGAGCUCAGAAAGUGGCACCGAUUCAACCUCCUCUGUGGCCCUGUGCGCAGCCGGUGCUGGUCAGGGGGCUGUGCAGGCUGCAGUGGUGCAGCAAGUGCCAGCCCCACAACAGAGGCUAGUGGUUCAGGCAACAGCCUCAGCUCAGAAAGGAAGCCAGGUGCAGCAGCUGCAGGUUCAGAGAGUCCAGCAGGUGCCCCAGCAGGUGCAGCACGUAUACCCAUCGCAGGUGCAAUAUGUGGAGGGAGGUGAUGCCGUCUAUGCUAACGGAACAAUACGUACUGCAUAUUCCUAUCCAGAAACUCAACUCUAUGCUCAGAGCACUGGAUCCUCCUACUUUGAGUCACCGGGAAAUGCAGUUCAAGUGACCACUGUGGUGUCAUCUCCUACUGUGGUACCAUCUCACAGUAUGGUGGGAGCUGUUGGCAUUGCAAUGGAGGUUGGAGGAAGUCAAAUCAUAUCUAGUGGUGGAACCUACCUAAUCCAUGGAGGGUCAAUGGACAGCUCAAGGCACCCUCUCUCACACACUUCUCGGCCGUCACCCGGAACAAUUGAAAUGGCAAUUGAGAACUUGCAGAAAUCUGAAGGGAUCACAGCUCACAAAAGCAAUCUGUUGAAUAGUCAUCUCCAAUGGCUGCUGGAUAACUAUGAGACAGCUGAGGGGGUCAGUCUCCCAAGAAGUUCUCUGUACAACCAUUACCUGCGACACUGCCAGGAGCAGAAACUCGAUCCUGUGAAUGCCGCUUCCUUCGGCAAACUGAUUCGUUCUGUUUUCAUGGGUUUGAGGACCAGAAGACUGGGAACAAGAGGCAACUCGAAGUAUCACUACUAUGGCAUUCGUCUGAAGCCAGAUUCGCCUUUGAACCGUUUACAAGAAGAUAUGCAGUACAUGGCAAUGAGACAGCAGCCAGCCCAUCAAAAGCAAAGGUUCAAACCAAUGCAGAAAUUGGAUGGAGUAGGAGACGGUAUGUCUGGGCAGCAUAUUGGCCCGACUACUCCAGAGCAGUCUGUAGCUGCACAGAGCCAACAUCACCAGCAGUUUCUGGACGUCUCUCGUGCUCUGCCUGAGUUUGUUGAUGUAGAGAUUGGAGACAGCCCUUUCCCACAGGAUGUCACAUUGAAUGAUGUCAAGACAUUGCAGAUUCUGUACAGGGAGCACUGCGAGGCAAUGCUCGAUGUUGUAAUAAAUCUCCAGUUUCAUUACAUUGAAAAACUGUGGCAAACCUUUUGGCAUUCAGCUCCCUCCUCCAACGACGCAGAUUCUGCCACUUCAGUCAGUGAGGAGGAGAAUGAUGCCAUUUUCCCCAAAGAUAAACUGAUGGAGCUCUGUAAAUUUGACCCCAUUGUUAAGUGGAUGAGGAGCUGUGACCAUGUCCUGUACCAGGCACUGGUGGAAAUUCUUAUUCCCGAUGUGCUGCGGCCAGUUCCCAGUGCUUUGACUCAAGCCAUUCGCAAUUUUGCCAAAAGUCUGGAGGGAUGGCUCACAACUGCUAUGAUUGGCUUCCCUCAGCAGAUGCUUCGUACUAAGGUUGGAGUGGUUAGUGCCUUUGCCCAAACACUGCGCAGAUACACAUCCCUCAACCACCUGGCACAAGCUGCUCGAGCUGUACUGCAGAACACAUCUCAAAUUAACCAAAUGCUCAGUGACCUCAACCGUGUUGAUUUUGCCAACGUGCAGGAGCAGGCCUCGUGGGUGUGUCAAUGUGAAGAGGGGCUCGUGCAGAGGCUGGAACAGGACUUUAAGCUUACACUUCAGCAGCAGAGCUCACUGGAUCAGUGGGCAACCUGGUUGGAUAAUGUGGUUAACCAGGUCCUCAAGUCCCAUGAAGGAAGCGCUAGUUUUCCCAAGGCUGCUCGGCAGUUCUUGCUAAAAUGGUCCUUUUACAGUUCCAUGGUGAUCCGUGACCUAACGCUCCGCAGUGCCGCCAGCUUCGGCUCCUUCCAUCUGAUUCGCCUUCUUUAUGACGAGUAUAUGUUCUACCUGGUGGAACAUCGUGUUGCCCUGGCGACCGGUGAAGCACCCAUCGCGGUGAUGGGGGAGUUCGCCGAUCUCAAUCCUGUGUCUCCUCUCCACAUGCAGAAAGAAGAUGGUGUGGACAGUGAAAUUGAUGGUGACUCCAGAGGAGUGAAUGAACCCCCUGUGAAAAGGGAGCGUGUGGAACUCAGCCAUGCUCUUCAGGAGUUGGACAGCUCAGUACACCAGGAAAUAAUGAAUUCUAUGUAAAUUGACUGAAAUCUCUACAGGCUCCUGGUCUCUUCGGAAUGAACCAGUUACUAGAGUUGGCUUUUAACCUCCUGAUGUAGGUGUUGCUCACCUUGGUUGUGUGUAUGAGGUGUCAACUUUGCUGGUUUGCUGUAGGCAGGAGCCCUACAGCUUUUCAGGAUAGAACAGAAAUUAAAGAGCUGAAGUAGUUGGUGUGGAAAGUUUGAGCCCUUUAUUCCUUAGCUAAAGAUGGCCGAGGAUCACUAUUUGGAUUCAAAGCAAAACUAUAUUUAUUAUUGGCAAGAACCACUGAAAAACAGAUGGAAGAUUGGAUUUGUAUUGUUUUCUAGUGUAUCUUAAAUGCACAAGAAACAAUAUCUAAGGUGGAAAAUCGGGUUAGAGAGGAAACUGUCAAUGUUUGGGUUUUUUUUAAUUAAAAGGUUUUCUAAUGGUUUCCUACCUCUAGCUGCCCGUUGGUGUUGCUGUGUAUUCACACUGUAGGGUCUGUGAGGGGAUUGGGACUGCCUUGAAAAACACAAUUUUGGCUGAUUUAUAAAUAAGUGCUUCCUCUGCUCUUGUCCACAAGUACCCUGCUGGUCUCUGAGCAGCCAGAGCUGCUGACCUAACUUUCCCUCAUAAUGCUCACGUUGGACUGUGCUGGGGGAAAGAUUCAGCGCCCAUCCCAUCUUCUCUCUGCUCAUUAAAGCCCCCUUUCCUGGCUGCUCUUUCUGCUUAGUUGGACUCAUCCCCUUGCAGUGUAACUGCGUAAUCUGGCAAAGAACUGAGAUAAGUAGGUCCCACAACUGCAGAGCAGCUCUCUUACCUGAAACCACAUGGCAGCUUCCUAUCGGGUUUUUUGAUGCAUUUACCAGGGAGUGUUCCAUCGCAUCAUUUAAGCUGCUUGUGGAUGGAUUAGCAGCUGUCCAUUCAAAAUUUGUGAUUGGUGAGUUGUGUGUGUGUGUGUGUGUGUGUGUGUGUGUGAACGAACACAAGCUGUGCCUUAGGUAAAUACUGAUGUUUUAUAAACGUACCAGUGCCUGUAACUGUCUGACCAGAGACUGUGAACCUGAACUUUUAGAAACUGAAGUUUAUAUGUAUUUUUGCUAUUCUGAUGGUUUCAAAGUAAAUGACUCGCAAUGUACAGAGUGACCUCUAGCUUUGUAUCAUAUAGCACUCGUCUUAGUGUAUUCAGUACAGCAGUCACUCAUUUCUGAAAAAUGCAUAAACCAGCAGCAGAACCUCACCCCCCAUCCCCCACUCCUGGCUCCCUCACCCCGACCCUCACGCCAA
Messenger RNA from Callorhinchus milii (elephant shark), 3495 nucleotides. It is a transcript of the gene rfx2, whose product is annotated as regulatory factor X, 2 (influences HLA class II expression). Gene Ontology annotation, molecular function: RNA polymerase II cis-regulatory region sequence-specific DNA binding; DNA-binding transcription factor activity, RNA polymerase II-specific. Lineage: Eukaryota; Metazoa; Chordata; Chondrichthyes; Chimaeriformes; Callorhinchidae. Gene Ontology annotation, cellular component: nucleus. Bases 1 to 2226 code for a protein of 741 amino acids. Gene Ontology annotation, biological process: regulation of transcription by RNA polymerase II. The transcript has 17 exons. The record is from RefSeq and is a predicted model, not a curated record.